Messenger RNA from Loa loa (African eye worm), 1002 nucleotides. RefSeq lists its product as hypothetical. The transcript is spliced from 5 exons. Lineage: Eukaryota; Metazoa; Nematoda; Chromadorea; Rhabditida; Onchocercidae. Gene Ontology annotation, cellular component: membrane. Bases 1 to 1002 code for a protein of 333 amino acids. The record is from RefSeq and is a predicted model, not a curated record.
AUGGUAUAUCCACUGAUGCGUAUGGACCACGCAAGACGCAGGAAGUACGCCUUGGCAGCGUGUUUCUUGCACGCUCUUUCUGCAUUCCUCAUUUUCAUCAGUGAAGCCAACCACUUCUUGAUGCUACCGAUAUUGGCGUUCGUACUUUGUCAUGUGUUUCUUUUCUGGUGUGUCAUAGGUAUAGCAAAAGGUAUAGAAAGGCAGGGCAUAACACAAUUCGUUACCCAUCAUAAAGUAGUUAGUUAUUUGGUAGGCCUGACACCUUUCGUGACUGUCUUGCUGCAGUUGUUCAUGUUCGCAGUUCACGUCUAUUCGAUAUUCGCUUUUGCCGAACAACGACAAGCUUACUCGAGAUGGAGCCCACAGUAUCUCAAGCGCAUGGUUGGCUUCAGUACAAAGCAAACGGAUCGUCAGGAAAUGAAUUGGUUGCAAGGAUCUUUCGAAUGUUGUGGCGUGUUUGGUUACGAAGACUGGUUGCCUCUAACGGCCAGCAAUAGCUUGUUAGAAACCCAACUGAUAUCUGAUAGGAAAAAGCAGUGGUCUCACUGCACAAGGAAUGGCUGUUAUCUGCCGCAUUCAUGUUGUAUAAGCAGUCAGCUGAAGUGCUCCCCACUAAUAUUGCUACAAAAUUAUACAAAAAAUGAGGAGGUUGGGAAACACAGAGCUAAUGAAUGGUUUUAUCUUACAGGUUGUUUUAAUGAGCUUAAACGCAGACUGAGCAUCUUUCUCGUCGCUUUUUCUGUCAUUAAUUUUGGGAUACAGUGCAUCACUUUGUUAUAUUCACAAAUUGCUUGUACCAGUUACGCUAUGGUCAGUCAUUGUGACACCGAAGAUGAAACUGCCGUGCUUCCCGCAUGGAUUCUGCCAUUUCCAUCACCCUUUCCACAGACAAUUGUCAAAGUUUAUUCUUCUUCUUUGAGAGACAGUUUAACUUCACACUAUAUGAGCUGUAUUUGUUCAUUGGGAAAUCAUCUCUCCAACUUUAUGGACAGUGAUAAUUAG